CGUUAACACACCUUUCUGGUGGCUAUUUACCUUGUCAAUCUGAAAACUUCUAAAUAACAUGGAUGACGAUGACGCCGACUAUAUGCAGGGAAGCGAGGAUGAGGAUUAUGGCUUCGACUAUUCUGACGGAGACGAGGCGGACGAAACUGGUACUCCCGAUUUGGAGAACUUAUAUUACUCUGCGAAGGCAUUGAAAGGUGAAGAUCCGGAAGAGGCGCUCGCUGCAUUUAAGCGUAUUGUAACGACGGAGGAGUCAAAGAGUGACUGGGGAUUCAAGGCUCUAAAACAAGCCACAAAGCUGCUAUUUAAAGUCCUCCACCGACCUGAUGAGGCUCUUGAGACUUAUACGCAGCUUCUGUCAUAUACAAAAACUGCAGUCACUCGGAAUUAUGCAGAGAAAUCCAUCAACUCAAUAUUGGAUUAUGUUGGUACAGGCCAAGGGGACGAGAUCAACGUCAAUGUCCUCGAGAAGUUCUAUCAGGUUACUUUGGACGCCUUAAGUGAGGCAAGGAAUGAGCGACUUUCAGCGAAGACAAAUCUAAAGCUCGCAAAGCUUUGGCUCGACAGAAGGGAAUUCGGGCGUUUAGAAAAUGUUAUUCGUCAGUUACACCAAGAAACGGAAGAGUCUGAAGAUCAACAGUCUCGCGGAACGCAACUUCUUGAAAUAUAUGCACUUGAGAUCCAGAUGUACAACGAGACGAAAAACUACAAGAAAUUGAAGGAAAUCUAUAAUGCGACAAACGAAGUCCGCUCUGCCAUUCCUCAUCCACGUAUAAUGGGUGUCAUCAAGGAAUGUGGUGGUAAGAUGUGGAUGGGAGAACGCCAAUGGAGUCGUGCUAGUGAAGACUUCUUCCAAUCGUUCAAUAGCUAUAACGAUGCUGGCUCCCCUCAGCGCAUUCAAGUCUUGAAAUACCUUGUUCUGGCAAACAUGCUUACUGGUAGUGAGGUCAAUCCAUUCGAUACGCAAGAAACGAAGCCAUAUAAGGCAGACCCUCAGAUUAAAGCCAUGACAGACCUCGUCGACGCAUAUCAGCGACGAGAAGUUCAUACUGCCGAGAGGAUUCUCAAAGAGAAUCAGGCCACGAUCAUGGGCGACCCUUUCAUACAAUCGUACAUUGGGGAUUUGCUACGAAGUUUACGGACAUCCUACCUAAUUGACCUCAUCAAACCGUACAUGCGCCUCGAGCUUUCAUUCUUAGCAAGACAAUUGAAUGUGGAGACGGACGAGGUUGAGGAGAUGCUCAUGGAUCUCAUUCUCGAGGGUAAGGUUCAAGGCCGAAUUGACCAAGUUGGCAUGCGAUUAGAGUUGGAUAGGCAGCAAAAACUUGAGAAACGGCGUUAUACGGCGCUCGAAAAGUGGACCGAAGCAAUCGAAGGUGUACACGCAGCAAUCACACAAAAAGCGGGCAACAGGAAUGGAGAGAGCUCACUCAUGGGUGCACCAAGUAUUUUAGAGGCAUUGGGUUGAUUUUUCCGAGGAUGAAUAAUUGCAGUAAUUAAAAGAGUUGUUUGCAACGCAC
Molecule: messenger RNA, 1520 nt
Organism: Fomitiporia mediterranea MF3/22
Lineage: Eukaryota; Fungi; Basidiomycota; Agaricomycetes; Hymenochaetales; Hymenochaetaceae
Product: PCI-domain-containing protein
Exons: 12
Coding region: 59-1468 (469 amino acids)
Biological process (GO): protein deneddylation
Cellular component (GO): COP9 signalosome
Source: RefSeq, a predicted model, not a curated record